Apis mellifera (honey bee) is the source of this 5850-nucleotide messenger RNA. Its product is annotated as ATPase family AAA domain-containing protein 2-like. Gene Ontology annotation, cellular component: nucleus. The transcript is spliced from 26 exons. Gene Ontology annotation, biological process: positive regulation of transcription by RNA polymerase II. Lineage: Eukaryota; Metazoa; Arthropoda; Insecta; Hymenoptera; Apidae. The record is from RefSeq and is a predicted model, not a curated record. Gene Ontology annotation, molecular function: histone binding; ATP binding; chromatin binding.
AUAUGUAGUUACAUCUUUUUAUGUAGGAGUGCGCUAAUAUCGUAUUCUUGAAUUAUAUACUUAAAGGUGAUCACAAUUGGCAAAUUGUGGGUUAGGUUAGGUCUAGAAUACAUUUACAGCUAAUUUCAGUAUGAGUUCACAUAUGCAAUGAUAGUUUACGAUACGAAUUUUGUAACCAUCAAUCCGGCAGAAACUUUUGUAUUGUAACAACGAAUUUAUGAGUUUUGGUGUAUAUCAUGCAUAUCUUUAUUUUUCAUAUUUUUAAUGUAACAAUUUUAAGUGAUAGUCGAUCAUAAAAUGACCUUUGUGAAGGCUCAGUGUGCAUGCGCUACGUGCACUUGAUCAAGAAAGUAGUGUUGCUUUACCUAAGGCAUAUGACGGAUAUUAGAAAUUUUCUUUUUAAAUUAAGUACAAAUUGUCAGCAAGAACUGGCCAGAUGAAGAUAAUGUCAGAUGAUGAUGCUGCAUUGGAUUCAAUGGAUACAGAAGAGGAUAUUUUUUCUCCAAGAAAAGCUUGCAGUAGCUUGGGCUCUAAUGCCAGAAGGGUUAAAAGUUUACGUACUUUACGAUCACAUUCAAAUUCUACUUCUCAUAUAUCUAUGAAUAACUUAAGUGUGCGUCGUAGUACACGUCAUAGAAUGCAAACAUAUGAUAAUCUUAAUACUAGUUGGAUUUUAGGUACACAAACAUUGAAAGGUUAUCCUAUGUUUCAACAACAUGGUUCUUCAUCUGAUAAAGAAAUGGUGGAUGAAGUUCCUGAAAGAAAACGUGAUGUUAGGGAACGUAUGCCUCUUAGGUCACGUGAAAAUCAUCCUCCAAACAAAAAUUCAUCUAGACAUAUUAGGGAAAGAACAGAACAUGAUAGACAAAAUAAUAGAGAACUUAGAGGAAGAGGUGAUCGUGAUCUUAGAGAAAAAACAGAACAAGAGAAAGAUAUUAGAGAUCUUAAAGAAAGAACAGAGAGAGAACAUAAAGAUAAAAUAGAAACCAGAAGUAAAUCUAAUGAAGAAAAAGAUGCAAGAACAAGAAAAUCUGAUAGUCCAAAUAGGCUUAGAGAAGGACCUGCUACAAGACUUGGAGGAAAUUUAGGUGAAAAGGAUGUAAAAUCUAAAGUAGAACGUGUAGAAGCUGAUGAAGACAGUUCUCAAGAAAGUGAAAAAGCAGAAAAUAAUUCUGAAAAUGAAGAUGGUUAUGAAGAUAUGUAUACUCGUAUUAAACGGACUAGGAGAACAGCACAACGGCAAUUACCAAGGGUAGAUAGUGAUUUAAGUGAAUCUUCCGACUCUCCUGGUCCUAGAAAGUAUAGUUUACGUCAGAAAAAACCAGCUGUAGAUAGAUUUCAAGCUAAUGUAGAACCGGUUCGGCGAUCUAUAAAAGCACUUAGAAGUGUUCUUAGUAAUUCCAUGAGGAGGCGUAAACAUAGAAGCAAAAGUACAAGCUCUAGUGAUUCCAGUGAUUCAGAACCUCAACGUUAUGAUAAGAAAAAAAGUAAAAAAGCAAGGCAAUCAGCAAUACCUCAAGGUGGACCACCUGAUCGCAAAGCAGAUAUAAAUCCAAUUACUUUAGAUACCAAUAUUAGAUUUAAUGAUGUUGGAGGUUUAGAAUCGCAUAUUCACUGCCUUAAAGAAAUGGUAGUUUUUCCUAUGAUGUAUCCAGAUAUUUUUGAACGUUUUCACGUUACCCCACCAAAAGGAGUAUUAUUUCAUGGUCCACCAGGAACUGGUAAAACAUUAAUAGCUAGAGCAUUGGCAAAUGAAUGUAGUCAAGGCAGUAAAAAAAUGUCAUUCUUUAUGAGAAAGGGUGCAGAUUGUCUAUCCAAAUGGGUCGGAGAAUCUGAACGUCAGUUGCGAUUAUUGUUUGAGCAGGCUCAACAAAUGAAACCGUCCAUAAUAUUUUUUGAUGAAAUAGAUGGCCUUGCACCUGUUCGAAGUACGAAACAGGACCAAAUCCAUGCUAGUAUCGUAUCUACCCUUUUAGCGCUUAUGGAUGGACUCAGUGAUAGAGGAGAGGUAAUAGUUAUUGGAGCUACAAACAGAAUAGAUGCUAUUGAUCCAGCAUUACGUAGACCAGGUCGUUUUGAUCGAGAAUUGUUUUUCCCAUUGCCUGCUAUGAAAGAAAGACUAGAAAUAUUAAAAAUUCACGUCAGCAAAUGGAAAAAUCCUCCAUCUGAUCAAUUAUUAGAGAUAUUAGCUGAAAAAGCAACAGGUUAUUGUGGUUCAGACUUAAGAGCUUUAUGCACAGAAGCAGUUUUGCAAGGAUUACGAAGAACUUAUCCUCAAAUAUAUAUGACAAAUAAUAGAUUACUUUUAGAUCCUGAACGAGUUGAAGUGAAAAAACGAGAUUUUUUGCAAGCUAGUUCUAUUCUUGUACCAUCAUCACAAAGAGUAUCUCCUUGUGCUCGAAGAAAAUUAAAACCUUUCAUGGAACCAUUAUUAGGACCUUUGUUGGAAGAACUACUCAAUUCAAUAAAAGGAAUAUUUCCUCAAGGAAUUAAUCCUGCUAUGGCAAAAGUGAAAAUUACCAAAGGAAUACAUCGUCCAAGACUAUUAAUUUCUGGUGGAAAUUUAUCUGAAGGUCAAGGGCCACAUUUAGCACAAGCAUUAUUAUAUCAUAUGGAACAUCUGCCAGUUCAAACAUUAGAUGUUAGCACUCUUUUUGCAGAAAGUGGACGAUCUCCCGAAGAAACCUGUGUACAGGUAUUUAAUGAAGCUGCCAGAAAUGUACCGUCCAUAAUUUAUAUUCGGUCAAUUGAUCAAUGGUGGCCACUUGUACCUGAAACUGUAAAAGCAGUUUUUUUGUGUCGUAUUGCAGCACUUGAUCCUUCAUUACCUAUUUUAAUUUUAGCUACAAGUGAUAGAACAUAUCAAGAUCUUCCUAUUCAACUUCAAAAUCUAUUUAGUGAAUUACGAAAUGAAGUUUAUUCUAUGAAAACACCAACAAAAGAUCAAAGAUCUAAAUUCUUCCGACCUAUUUUCAUGAUUCAAAGCCUAAAACUACCAAAAAUAAAAGAUGAUAAAAUAGAAAUUUUAGAAGAGCUUCCUUUAGCACCAGAUCCUUUACCAAAGAAAUUAACAGAAGAAGAAAAAAAAAUAAUAUACGAAAAAGAAGAAAUUUCAUUAAGAGAAUUGAGAAUUUUCUUGAGAGAAAUUUGUGCAAAACUUGCAAGGAAUAGGCAAUUUUUCAUGUUUACAAAACCAGUAGAUACAGAAGAAGUACCAGAUUAUAAUAUGAUUAUAAAACAACCUAUGGAUUUAGAAACCAUGAUGACAAAGAUUGAUAUGCACUGUUAUCUUUGUGCUCGAGAUUUUCUUGAUGAUAUCGAUCUCAUUUGUAAAAAUGCUUUAGAAUAUAAUCCUGACAGCUUACGUGAUAGGCCUUCCCUUGGAAUAUUAAAGAGAGAUCCAGCUGACAAAUUAAUAAGGCAUCGUGCAUGUUCCCUUCGUGAUAAUGCAUAUGCGUUAAUAAAAGCAGAAUUGGAUUCCGAUUUUGAGGAUAAAUGUCGUGAGAUUUCAAAGAAUCGUAGAAUUAUUGAAAGUGCGGCUAGCAAUGAGGUGGAAGAUAAAAGUCAAUCUAAAAUAGAACAACCUACGUCUGCUUCUGAACGAAUAGAUGUAAAAAAAGACAAUGCGAGUCCUAGUCAUUCCUUGAUUGUAAAUGGAAGAAGAUAUAAUAAUUCUAGGAAACGUCGAAUACCAGCUUGGGCAAGAGGCUAUGUGAAAAAAGUUCAUAAGAAGAAGAAAAUCGCAUUUGAAGAAAAUGUAACUGUAUCUGAUAACAAGAUUUGUUUAACUAAUGAAACAACAAGUAUAGAUUUAGAAAAAUUUCAAGAAUUUGAAACUGAAGCAAACAGUGUUUUAAAUGGUCAUGUACCUUUAUUUGAUAAUUCUGAUUCUGAGAAUGAUUCACAAAAUGAAAGUUCAAAAGAUAUACAAGGUAUUCAAAGCAAUAAUAUUAAUGAUCAGCAUAUUGAUGAAAUUGAAAAUAUGGAAAUAUGUUUUAUGGAAGAAGAAAAGAAUGCAGAAAAUAGACUUGCUCAAGGAAGUGAAAAGAUUUGAAGAAUUCAAGACAACAUAUGAAAAAAAUACGUUUGUCGGGUAUGCGAAAUAAAAGUUUGGGUGUAAUUUUCAUCACGAAAAAUGUCCUGCACAAAGGAUUUCUCUUGCAUCGGAGGAUUGGAGAAGCAUAUCCGCAUAGUGAAAGAAACGGUUCUAUUUCCGCUUAUAUACGGUGACAUUUAUGCGAAGUUCAACUUGAAACCACCGAGGGGUUUGCUCUUUUAUGGGCCUCCUGGCACAGGAAAGACUCUGGUUGCUAGUGCUUUAGCCGUGGAAUGCAGUAACGCUGAACGGAAGGUUUCUUUUAUAUCUCGCAAGGGUUCCGAUUGUCUUAGCAAAUGGGUUGGCGAAAGCGAGAAAAAGCUUCAGAAGAUUUUUUUCCUGGCUCAGCAAUCGAAACCUUGUAUAAUCUUUUUCGACGAAGUUGAUGGUCUUGCACCAGUAAGAUCCAGUCGCCAAGACUUCGUACACGCCAGCAUUGUCUCCACUCUCUUGGCCUUGAUGGACGGCUUAGAGAACAAUUCAGAGAUCAUAGUAAUUGGAGCAACGAAUAGAAUCGACGCUAUAGAUCCAGCUUUAAGAAGACCUGGCCGUUUCGAUAGAGAAUUGUAUUUUCCGUUGCCGUGUUAUACCGCGAGAAAAGAAAUACUCUCGGUUCACAUAAAAAGUUGGAAACAGAAGCCACCACAAAAAUUUUUGGCGUAUCUUGCAUCGAAAACUGUUGGAUUUUGCGGAAGUGAUUUACAAGCUCUUUGCGCCGAAGCGGUAAUGUGCUGCGUUCGAAGAAAUUAUCCGGAAAUAUAUACAUCCAAAGCAAAAUAUCAAAUUAACGAGCGGCAUCUUAAAGUUGAGAAACAAGAUUUUCUGAAAGCACAACAAAAUAUUCUACCAGCAUCCCAUCGUGUUUCAAUCGCCCCAAUUAAAUCUUUAUCGUAUAAAAUUCAACCAUUACUCCAAGACAACUUGUCAUACAUUUUGUCACAGCUUGAAAUUCUUUGUCCAACAGGAAUGUUAACUUGCAACGUCAUCACUGGUAAAGCUGCAUCGAGGUCAAAUAGCUGUCCUAGGAUUUUAUUGUGUGGUGACGAUGACUCUCACACUCGUCAUCUGGGACCAGCAUUACUUCACUCUUUAGAACAUUUACCUUGUCAUUUGUUAGAUAUUACGACUUUGUUUGAAGAAACAGGAAAAGCUGCAGAAGAAGCUUUGAUUCAAAAAAUGAAGAUGGCUCGACGUAAUUUACCAUCGUUGAUUUAUAUUCCUGAUAUUUUAACCUGGUGGGACUUAGUAGAUGAAGCGGCACGUAUUGUUUUUACAUCUUUGAUGCAGAGUUUAGAUCGAUCGGUCAAUAUGUUAAUCAUGAUUACGGCUAAUUGUUCACGAAAAGAUUUACCUCCAGAUAUUGUAUCCUUGUUCGAUGAAUAUCAAGGUGAAAUAUUUGAAGUUAUAUCUCCUCGUGAACAGCAUCGUGAACUAUUUUUCAAGCAAUUGUUUGUACAUUCGGCGUGCGAUUUCGAAUCUAACAGUUCUUCACAAGUGGAUUUUGAACAAAUUAUGAAUUCAAGAAAAACGAAAGAAGUAGGGAAAAAACGGAAGUUAAUUGGUCGAACCGAUAUCAUGGAAAAUCCUUUAACACAAGAGAUGGUAUCUUUUCGAAGAAGUAAACUCAGAGCUCGUAACAAACCUUGCAGUGUACGAUCAGCUCAUGUGAUGGUCAAUUCCAAGACAAGUAUAAAAUUAUUAUUAUUUAAUAUCUAUAUUUUUAACAUUGUUUUUUUUAUUAUUACAGAUUGAUC